UAAACAGCACUGCCGCCCUCGAACGCCAGUUUAGUGAUAGUGCGAGUGAUCUAACUGCAAUCCCGACGUCUCCGCUCGGCGAAAUCGCGAUUGAUGAGAAUGAUAUCAUUAUCGCUGUCAUGGGUCCUACUGGCGCCGGGAAGAGCACUACCCGCUGCGAACGCUGGUCAUGAUUUGAUGUCGUAUACAAAGGAAAUGCGCCCGGUCCGAUAUCCUCAUUCCGAUGGCAUCCGCAACAUUGUUUUAGUUGAUACUCCUGGGUUCGACGAUACGUUCAUGACGGAUGCCCAGAUUCUUAGGCAAAUUGCGCAUUGGUUGAAUGCGACCUACAAAAAGAACAUCAAACUGAGUGGCGUGUUGUAUUUGCACCGAAUUUCAGAUAAUAGGGUAUCAGGGACACCGUUAAGGAACUACAAUAUGUUCAGGGAAUUAUGUGGAAAGGAGAACUUCAAGAAUGUCGUCCUCGUUACUACGAUGUGGGAUGAAGUCACUGAAGAGGUUGGCUCAGCACGCGAAAACGAACUGCAGUCCGACUUCUGGCGGUCCAUGAUCAACUUGGGAUCAACCAUUCAUCGCUUCGACGGGACAGUGGAAUCUGCUUGGAAAAUUAUUAGUUGCCUUUCCGUGGCACCACCCGUUCAGCGUCGUCCACUUCAAAUCCAGCGAGAAAUGGUUGAUAACCAUGUGCCACUUCACAGGACAGCGGCAGGAAGAGCCGUCAUGGCGACUCUCACUGACCUCAUGUCGGGUGUCAAGGGAAUUUUCAAGCGGCUCAAGAAUGGUACAAAGAGGUCUCGUAGCCCGGUUCCACAAGAUAGCAAGCGUCUUCAAAGAUCACCUUCGUUGCUUUCGAGAAGUUCAUUUACUACCUCCUCCGAUACCUCCUCCAACAGUCGGUCUGUUGGGUCGGGGAUCAUAAGCCUUAGCAGUUCCGGAACUUGCAGCACAGAGGGCUAUCGGGGUAGUUUGGUUCGGGUAAUUCCUGUUCUGCAAGCUGCUCUUGGCGUGGCAGAACUUGUUCGUAUACCUCAUCUCAAGGACGUGAUUUCUCCAUCUCUCAGCAUUGCUCUGUCAAUUAAGACCAUGACGGGAACGCACCACGUACUUUUUCAAGUCUUGGAAACUGCUACGCUCCUGAUUAACGUAGUUGCUGAACAUACAAAACAGACCAGGUUACCAGCAGAGAUAAAGACAGCAAUCAAAGAUUUUGCAAAGCAAAUGAGUGACGUGCAAGGAAUCGUCCAGAACGUUGCACAGAAGCAAUCUGAAGCACGGCAGGUCCUUCAAUCAACAGAUGCUCGUAUUAUUUCAGCCUGUGCGAAUUCGAUGCGGCUUUCGACGCCCUGCUUGAGAACGGGCCUCCGCGCCGUGGAUGAUAGCUUAGGAGCAUUGAAGCGGAGCUUAGAGAUUGAUAGUUGCAGUUGCGGCGUCCCCAGAGAACCUGUACAACCCGUCACGAAAGCCAUAUCCCACGCUUCAGAUUAGCUACACGCAUACCACAGGUUGGUGUUUGUGAAUCCUCCACUAGCAUACUAUCGCAUAUUUUCUCCACAACCCAAGACUGUAAAUUAUGAUCAACUCAAUGGCUUGUAGUAUUGUCC
This is a messenger RNA of Pisolithus orientalis, 1601 nucleotides long. RefSeq lists its product as uncharacterized. NCBI's taxonomy places the organism in Eukaryota, Fungi, Basidiomycota, Agaricomycetes, Boletales, Pisolithaceae. The coding region runs from base 94 to 1485 and encodes 463 amino acids. The transcript is spliced from 8 exons. The record is from RefSeq and is a predicted model, not a curated record.